Messenger RNA from Lathyrus sativus (Indian pea), 906 nucleotides. The record is from the annotation of a GenBank genome assembly. Lineage: Eukaryota; Viridiplantae; Streptophyta; Magnoliopsida; Fabales; Fabaceae.
AUGCACGCAAAAACUGAUUCUGAUGUUGCAAGUUUCGACCCAUCAUCACCUAGAUCACCAAAACGAACCGUUUAUUAUGUUCAGAGUCCUUCUAGAGACUCUCAUGAUGGUGACAAAUCUUCAACUAUGCAACCAAGUCCUAUGGAUUCGCCUUCACAUCAAUCCUAUGUUCACCAUUCAAGAGCUUCUUCUUCGAGCAGAAUCUCUGGUGGUUAUAACUCUUCUUUGUGUAAGAAAGGGAAUAGAAAAGGUAAUGAUAAAGGGUGGAUUCAAUCUAAGGUUAUAGAAGAAGAAGGUGGUGAUUUCUAUCAUGAGAGUAAUAGGAUUUCAAGGAGGUUUCAAAUCUUCAUGGCUAUUGUUGGGAUUGUGUUGGUUUUUGGUGUCUUUUGUUUCAUCAUUUGGGCUGCUAGCUUGCAUUACAAACCUCAACUCAGUGUCAAGAGUUUGACAGUACAUAACUUCUAUUUCGGAGAAGGUUCGGACAUAACUGGAGUUCCAACUAAGAUGUUGACAGUGAAUUGUUCAAUGAGAAUGACAGUGCACAACCCUGCAUCUUUUUUCGGUAUUUAUGUCAGCUCCAAGUCGGUGAAUCUUAUGUAUUCUGAGGUUACAGUUGCAACCGGUGAGUUGAAGAAAUAUCAUCAACAGCGAAAGAGUCGCAGGACAGUAUCUGUUAAUAUACAAGGAAGCAAGGUUCCAUUGUACGGCGCUGGUGCAAGCUUUGCUAGUUUGGUGGACAACGGUAACGUAUCGACGACGCUUGUCUUUGAAGUUAAGUCGCGGGGAAAUGUUGUUGGGAAGUUGGUGAGGACUAAACACAUACAACAUGUCUCUUGCUCAGUAGCUAUUGACCCCAACAACAACAAAUCCAUUAAACUUAAAGAGAAUGAAUGUAAAUACAUCUAA